This is a messenger RNA of Humulus lupulus (European hop), 891 nucleotides long. RefSeq lists its product as uncharacterized. The record is from RefSeq and is a predicted model, not a curated record. Bases 1 to 891 code for a protein of 296 amino acids. Gene Ontology annotation, molecular function: catalytic activity. NCBI's taxonomy places the organism in Eukaryota, Viridiplantae, Streptophyta, Magnoliopsida, Rosales, Cannabaceae. The transcript has a single exon.
AUGGCUAUCGCUAGUUGGAAUGCCAGAGGACUCAAUGGAGAAGAAGCUAUGAGGCAAUUAAGAUUCCUCAUAAAAAACAAUAGACCGGAAGUAAUUUUUCUAAUGGAAACAAAACUUACUAAAGAUAAGGUAGCAACAAUGUGCAAGCAACUCUCUUACGAUAAUGGCUUUGAGGUCCCAAGGAUAGGACUAGGUGGAGGGUUAAUGCAGCUAUGGAAAGAAAAUGUAAUGAUCUCAGUACAAUCAUCAUCCUACAAUCACAUAAGUUGCUUUAUAAGUUUUGAUAAUCAACAUUUGUCUUGGCACUUCAGUGGCUUUUAUGGUCACCCAGCAGUAUCCAAUAGACAUAUGACAUGGGAGCUCUUACAACAUUUGCGAAUAAUAGCACAUGGGCCAUGGUUAGUGAUGGGGGAUUUCAAUGAAGUUCUGAGUCAAGCUGAUAAAAAUGGAGGAGGGCUGCGAAACGAACACCAAAUUGAAGCGUUUCGAAACACACUAGAGGUAUGUAAAUUACAACCCUUGGAUUAUAGAGGUAAUCAAUUUACUUGGCAAAGAUUUUGUGAGGAUGACCUCUUACAGGAGAGGCUGGAUUGGGCAAUGGUUAAUGAAGAGUGGAAAGAUAGUUUUACUUCAGCCUCUUUAACACAUCUAGACUUCAACCAUUCAGAUCAUAGAGCGCUUCUCUUAACUCUUCAAGAUGAAACUGGGUCCGACCUUUUAAGAAACAGGAAAAGACCUCGUUUUAAAUUUGAAAAUAUAUGGUCAAAUGAGUCAGAAUGCAAAGAAAUUAUAAAAAAGUGUUGGAAACCUUUUUCUUCUUCCUCCUCCCUUCUCGCAACUAUGAGUAAUAUUCAGGCGUGCUCAACUAACUUAUCCACAUGGCACAACUAA